This is a messenger RNA of Gallus gallus (chicken), 1682 nucleotides long. It is a transcript of the gene SOCS2, whose product is annotated as suppressor of cytokine signaling 2. Gene Ontology annotation, molecular function: 1-phosphatidylinositol-3-kinase regulator activity. Gene Ontology annotation, cellular component: phosphatidylinositol 3-kinase complex. NCBI's taxonomy places the organism in Eukaryota, Metazoa, Chordata, Aves, Galliformes, Phasianidae. Gene Ontology annotation, biological process: phosphatidylinositol phosphate biosynthetic process; intracellular signal transduction. The record is from RefSeq and is marked provisional.
UGCGCGCACCGCCUGGGAACAGCCGCCGGCCCGAGGGGCGCGAUAAAAGGAAAUGCGUCGUAAGGCAAAUUAUUUUCUAUGGCAAAUAAAACUUUACGAUGCCUGCAGGACUCCAGCUUGCGAGCAGCUCUGGAAGUGGGUUAGCGCAGAUCCGUCGGGCGAGGAGCGGGCUGUCACACGGACAGCCGGCAGCAAAUCGAUCUCUGCUUUCUCCCCUCCUUUACCAGGGUGGUACUGGGGCAACAUGAGCGUUGCCGAAGCCAAGGAGAGGCUGCAGGAUGCCCCCGAGGGGACUUUUUUGGUUAGGGACAGUUCACAUUCCGAGUAUCUGCUGACCAUCUCGGUCAAAACCUCGGCGGGACCGACCAACCUGCGCAUCGAGUACCAGGACGGCAAGUUCAGGCUGGACUCCAUCACCUGCGUCCGAUCGAGGCUCAAGCAGUUCAACAGCGUCGUGCACCUGAUCGAGUACUACGUGCUGAUGUGCAAGGACAGAACCGAAACGCCUUCGAAUGGGACGGUCCACCUCUACUUGAACAAACCCCUGUACACGUCAGCCCCGUCUCUGCAACACCGCUGCAGAAUAACUAUAAACAAAUGUACGAACCAGAUCUGGGAGCUGCCGUUGCCAACGAGGCUAAAAGAGUACUUGAAAGAGUACCGGUACCAGGUAUAAAUGUCUUUUCUAAAUGCCUCUAACGUAGAGUAACUUUUAAAUGCAAUUCUUAAAAUCGGCCAAAGAACUGAGUAACCAGUUGUACAACUCAGCGUGGAAUUCACUAUCAAAACAGUGGCAGUUCUGGGGGAAAGGUUUUUAUUUCAGAUGCCACAAAGGGAGGCUUUAUAUGUAGAAUUAUCCCCGCUCGCAUCCCUGGGGUUGGACAAGGUGACGCGCCGUCCCUGCAGGGGGAGCGGAGCCAGGAGGCUGUCUGCAUGGCAUUGCUUUGUCAGUGGCGUAAGGUACCGCAUAAGGACAGAACGCUGACUGAGCGGGACGGGGAGAGGCUGCGGAGUGUCGGAGAUGUGCGGGAGUGCACGAGUAGCUCAGCUGUCUGCUUCUGAGAUUCGUGUGGUGCCGGUGUUCGCACAACCCUGAAAGCUUAAUUGGAUCGCACUGCGAUAAUCUUGCCAAAGUUAUGCAACUAAUCAAAUCCAGUCAAAAGAGUGAUCGUCUAUUCGGUUUUUAUUGAACUCCGAUCUUUGUGCUUUUCUGCAAGGAAAGGAGUGCUGUAAGCAGUUUCAAACCUUGUUUUUCAAAGUUCUCUAAAAGCUGAUGUUAAGGAGCAAUGCCACAUCUUUUGUAGGAACCCAGUAUGUUGCUGAUUAUACCAGAUUGGUAUCCCAGAAUCUUUGUUAACAUGUUAACAUCUUCCCGGUGGUGAAUAUAUCCAUGUUGUUACUAUUAAGCCUCUUUUGGUUGAGGCUUUAGGACUCCACGCUGCAGAGCUGCAGCCGCUCAGUUCCGAUGUCAGGACAUGGAUAUCAGCAGAUACAGCUGUCUUCUACAGUGUAGAAUGUUUUCUUCAGCUCGUUUCCCAAAAUAUGGGGAAAUUUGGAUUUUUUUUUUUUUUUUGAGGGGAAUGGUUUUUGUGGUUUUGUUUUGUUUUGUUUUGUUUUUCUCCUAAUUCACGAUUGUAGCUCUCAGACUAUUACUCAAUAAAAUCAAUCAGAUUGCACAUCUA